ACUAAACACAGCUUGGCAGCUGGUACAAUUUAGCCUAUAUUCUUUGGUGUUGUUCAAAUAGAAUGGAUAAUUAUCCGCAAAAAUUAAUUGAUCAGUAUUUAAGGGUUUCGAAUAAGCUGAAAAAGUUUGAUAGAAUCGUAUUCAAACGCUUUGCGCCUAAUGUCACUGAGGUGCUAGAGGAGUUCGGCCGUUUGGCGACCUGUUUCGAAGAAGCUGGCAUUUUUCAGUAUGCCGCUAUGUGCCACUUAGGCGUGGCCAAAUGUGAGCUUUCCGCAGGCAAUGUGGUAAAUGAAUGCCAAGCCUAUUUGAAAGCAGCUCGUGCUUUCAUGCGCGCACACAACACUAACGCUGCGUUACAACUCCGCUCGAGUGGCGGCGAGUGCAAGGAGGGCGCGCUGCGUUGCUACUGUCAAGCAUUAGAACGUUGCGCCGAUGACACCGUCUUAAAAGCAGCUAUAAUUCGCGAAAUGUCACCGCUGCAGCCUCACUACGAUGGUUGCAGUAGUUUCGCCUCACCUGCGCAUCGAAUAUUCGAAUUGGAGCAAACAGCGCAUGCCGCUUUAGAACAAAGAGAUUUUCUCUGCGCUCUACAGCAACUCGAUGAUAUAGUCGAUAACAUUUGUGAACGCAAACAGCAUGAAUUGUAUUCGGAUUUGUUACGUCGUGUGGAAAUAUUACGUUUGUUAUUGCUGAUGGCGUUAAAUUUGCCACCAGCUCGACAGUCGCCCUCACAUAUUAAGUUAAUUGAGUAUUAUGAGCGCUUAGCCGAUCUUGAGGAUGAUCGAGAGGCGGAAACUGGCUCGCCACUCGCAGCUGCUGGUGGCAAUCACUACAGCACAGGCACCUAUGUGCCGUUACAAAUGAAGUGGGAGCUAGCGGAAAUAGUGCUGUCCUGGAAGGAAUGCCGGACGGCAGAUUUCAAAGUGAUGUUGGAACAGUUUAUGGGAAAAUUUAAUGCGCUCAAUGAGGCACAUCAGCAUGUGGCGCAGUGCAUAUGCGAGAAAUUACAAGAAAAGUAUUGAGUGGAAUAGUAGGGAUAAGAAAUUUGUUUAUGGUAAUUUAGUAAGUGCAUAUGUAUAUAGGUUCUUGAACAUAUAUAUAGUAUUUUAAUAAACAUUUACGAAAAUCAACAUAUAAGUGUAUGAAUUUUAGCACAAUCGGUACACCAAGCAGCAGCUUAACAUCAUAAAUAAAAUCUUCCAACAGUCGGUUAUACGUUACCGGAACGACCCGGAUUUACUAUUUAUACGGCCAAAAACUGGCACUCCAGCAGCAGGGGUACAUGAACGGGGAAUGUUUUUUGUUGUUACAAGGUGUUGACACCUUUCGUGCCAGCCGAAUUAAAUUAAAAUCUAAAACUCACGACCUCAUCUUAGACAGGUCCAAAGCCUGUAUACUCAAGAAGCCUGUAUACCCCCUCCCUCUGGACUCAAUCCGUCAAAACAGCAAAUUUCCUGGGCCUACCGUUAGAUAAGCUAGACGAAGACGACCGGCGA
Messenger RNA from Anastrepha ludens (Mexican fruit fly), 1496 nucleotides. RefSeq lists its product as uncharacterized. Lineage: Eukaryota; Metazoa; Arthropoda; Insecta; Diptera; Tephritidae. The transcript is spliced from 2 exons. Gene Ontology annotation, molecular function: protein binding. The coding region runs from base 63 to 1022 and encodes 319 amino acids. The record is from RefSeq and is a predicted model, not a curated record. Gene Ontology annotation, biological process: vesicle cytoskeletal trafficking. Gene Ontology annotation, cellular component: early endosome.